AUGCCGGCAAAGAUUAUUUUGGGAAGGGCUUCUAACAAUCUUACUGCAGGUAUUGUUGGAUUAGCCAAUAUAGGUAAAUCCACAUUUUUCCAAGCUAUUACCAACUCUAAAUUAAGUAAUCCUGCCAAUUAUCCUUUUGCUACGAUAAAUCCAGAAGAAUGCAAAAUUCAAAUUCCAAAUGAUAAAUUAGAUCAUUUGCAAAAGUUAUAUGAAAGUAAGAAACAAACCAGAUCCAUCUUGACAAUUUUCGAUAUUGCUGGUCUCAUUAGAGGAGCGUCUCAAGGAAAUGGACUUGGUAAUAAAUUUCUAAAUGAUAUUAAACCAGUAGAUGGAAUCUUUCAUCUUGUUCGAGGCUUUGCUAAAGAGGAUGUGGCCCAUGUGGAGGGAUCAGUGAACCCAACAAGAGAUUUAUCAAUUGUUCAGGAUGAAUUGAUUUUAAAAGAUUUGGAAUAUCUUGAAAAUGCUAUAGAGAAAUUGAAGAAGAAAAUAAGUAUCAAUAAAAAAAGUUCACUUGAUUACCAAAACUCUAAUAUUGAAAUGGAUUUAUUACAAAGAAUUGAGGAACAUUUGUAUAAUGGAAGGAAGAUUAUCCACUUCAAAAAAGAUUGGACGCAAAAUGAAGUUGAUAUCUUGAAUAGAUACCAUUUCUUAACAGCUAAACCUACCCUAAUCUUAUUGAAUGUUAGUCCCAAGGAUUAUGCCCUCCAAAAAAUAAAAAAUAAUAAAUAUUUAAAGGAUAUGAAGGAAUGGGUAGAAGAAUAUUCACCUGGUGAUAAGAUAGUCACAAUGAGUGCCAAUUUUGAAACAGAAUUCAAUAAAUAUAAGAAUGGUAACGAUUCGGAUGGUUGGAAACAAUAUUGCCAGACUUUACUAGAUGGAGAGACAGGUGUGAAAGAAACUGAUCUCCAAUUACAGUCGAUCAUGCCAACACUCAUUCAAAAUAUGAGGCAACUGCUUGAUUUGAUUAGUUUUUUCACCUGCGGUCCUCAAGAAGUAAGGGAAUGGAAUAUUCGAGAGGGUCUUACGGCUCAGGAAGCGGCUGGAGUGAUACAUACUGAUUUACAAGAGACAUUUAUCAGUGCAGAUAUCAUUAAGUAUUCCGAUAUUAAAGAUAUGAACCCUCCAUUGCUUGAAUCUAUCCUUAAGCAGAAAAGUUUAGUCAAGAAAGUUGGAAAGCAAUAUAUCAUGCAUAAUAAUGACAUCGCUCUAUUCAAAGCGGUAAAGGGAAAGACAAGAUAG
This is a messenger RNA of Naumovozyma castellii, 1239 nucleotides long. RefSeq names its product Ylf2p (gene YLF2). Bases 1 to 1239 code for a protein of 412 amino acids. The transcript has a single exon. The record is from RefSeq and is a predicted model, not a curated record. Lineage: Eukaryota; Fungi; Ascomycota; Saccharomycetes; Saccharomycetales; Saccharomycetaceae.